This is a messenger RNA of Amborella trichopoda, 2134 nucleotides long. Its product is annotated as NADH dehydrogenase ubiquinone complex I, assembly factor-like protein (DUF185). Gene Ontology annotation, biological process: mitochondrial respiratory chain complex I assembly. The record is from RefSeq and is a predicted model, not a curated record. Gene Ontology annotation, molecular function: protein-arginine omega-N symmetric methyltransferase activity. Gene Ontology annotation, cellular component: mitochondrion. Lineage: Eukaryota; Viridiplantae; Streptophyta; Magnoliopsida; Amborellales; Amborellaceae.
AGAAUGCCCUGAGAGAGAGAGAGAGAUUAUGUCCUUUUUUACACGAAGGGCCCAAGACCGCGCCUCGCGUCUCACGAACUCAACCUGAAUUUUUCAAGGUCAAAAGGGUAAUUUCUUUCACGGAAUAGAAAGCUACAAAAGGAGACCUUCCAGCAAAAUUCGCGGCAUUUUUUCAAUUAGGCUCAACGCUCUUCCCUUUUCUUCGCUGCUGAAACCCUAGAAAUCCCAAACCCUUUCACGCCCACGCCCACGCCCAACGAUGCUAAGGUCCUUGUUGUCUUCUGGUCUUCUCGUUAAUGGCGUAGCUCGAACUACUUCCUCUCAUUCUUUCUCUCUUCUCUUCAAUGGUGUGGCUCGAAGUCCUGGUCACUCUCUCUAUUUCUCUUCUGAAUCCUCUUCGCAAUCUCUCUCUAAAUCACCUGAUGAUGUCGAGCAACAAAACUUCACCACCCUCUCCAUUGAUCGAUCGGGCUUACACAACCCUACUGAUCACUCGCAUAUGCCUUCUUCUGAUUCAGAGCUUGUUAAACAUUUGAAAAGCUUGAUCAAGUUUGGUGGGGGCCCGAUAUCGGUCGCGAAGUACAUGGAGGAGGUAUUGACAAAUCCUAAUGCCGGGUUUUAUAUCAACCGAGAUGUUUUUGGAUCGGGUGGCGACUUUGUUACAUCUCCUGAAGUAAGCCAGAUGUUUGGAGAGAUGGUCGGCGUGUGGACCAUGUGCCUUUGGGAGCAGAUGGGUCAGCCCAAAAAAUUUAACCUAAUUGAACUUGGGCCGGGUCGAGGAACACUUUUGGCAGAUCUACUUCGAGGCACCUCAAAGUUUCAAAAGUUCACAAAGUCCUUGCGUUUGCACUUGGUAGAAUGUAGCCCAACACUACAAAAGCUUCAGCAGAGUACCUUGAAGUGCAUGGAUGAAGAUGUUGCUGGCUGCAAUGAUGGCAAAAGGACCGUUAGUGCGCUAUCUGGAGCUCCUGUUUCAUGGCAUGUUGAUCUAGAGCAGGUUCCUUUGGGAUUGCCCUCCAUCAUAAUUGCCCAUGAGUUCUAUGAUGCCCUUCCAGUCCACCAGUUUCAGAAAACUCCUCGUGGAUGGUGUGAAAAAUUGAUUGAUGUAGAGGAAGAAGAAUCAACUGCAGGAUUUCGUUUUGUUCUAUCUCCACAGCCAACCACCGCAUCCGUGCUCCAUUUGGUGAAACGUUGCAAGUGGGCCCCAAAAGAAGAAUUAGCCAAUCUUGAGCACAUUGAAGUAUGUCCAAAAGCAAUGGAGCUGACUCAUGCCAUGGCAAAGAGAAUCGGCUCUGAUGGAGGUGGAGCACUUAUAAUUGAUUAUGGUCAUAACAGAAUUAUUUCAGAUAGCCUACAGGCAAUACGGAAACACAAAUUUGUGAACAUUCUAGAUGGUCCCGGAACUGCCGACCUUAGUGCUUAUGUUGAUUUCCCUUUAGUCAGGCAUUCUGCAGAAGAGGCUUCAGAGAAUGUAUCUGUGUAUGGUCCAAUUUCUCAAUCCAAAUUCCUGGGGGCUCUUGGUAUAAACUUCAGAGUGGAGGCACUUCUAGAAAAUUGCACAGACGAGCAAGCUGAGUCUUUGAGGACAGGCUAUUGGAGAUUGGUGGGAGAUGGCGAAGCCCCAUUUUGGGAGGGACCUUUUGAGCUCACCCCCUUUGGUAUGGGUUCUCGCUAUCAAGCGAUGGCCAUUGUCAAUAAGAAGCAAGGUGUUCCUAUCUCAUUUGAGACAUGAAUGAGUGAGAGAAAGAGAGGGAGACAGGGACCUCUAAACAGCCAGGCCUGAUCAUUCUGUAUUGUCCAUGCUUACAUGAGAGAGAGAGAGAGAGAGAGAGAGAGCAUAAAGCAAAUAAAACAAAAAGUCAUAAUUUAUUAUGUACGCUAUAGGCCAGUUAUUCUUGUCCAUGUUUCAAAUGUUUUCUAGGGUAGUACUUCAAAGUUGACUCUGAGGAAGAGAGAGAGAAAGAGAGAUUAGUAGGCCCCGAGAGAUUAUUAAGCCUUUUAAUUUAGUUGUAUCCAUGUAGAGAGAGAGAAUUAGACCUGGUAAUUUUAUUGUAUUCAUGUUGACAGAGAUCAUUAUGCCUGUUAAUUUUCUUGUAUCCAUGUUUAAGUUUUGCUAUAGUAAGCAGUUCAAGUC